UGUGAUGAUAUCCCAUACACAGGUGGAAACGAUGCUGAAGUUUUUAGAAAUCGAAAAGGGUAUUUUUCGAUAAAUGUGCAAGCUGUUUGCAAUGCAAAUUUAGAACUUUCCGACAUUGUAGCGCGCUGGCCAGGAUCGGUUCAUGAUUGCAACAUAUUUAAUAACUCUAGAAUACGUCCCUUAUUCGAAGCUAAUACAUUUGGAGAUGGAUUAUUAGUUGGCGACAGCGGAUACCAACUGCGAUCAUAUGUAAUGACACCGUUGGGCAAUCCAAGAACUUGCUCCGAACAACUGUAUAAUGAAUCGCUGAUUAGAACUCGAAAUACUAUUGAACGAACAUUUGGAGUGUGGAAGAGAAGGUUUCAAGUCUUAGCUCUUGGAUCCAGAUUUCAGAAAACGGAUACAUUACUAGCUAUGAUAGUAGCUACUGCAGUAUUGCACAACAUUGCCAGACGUGCUGGUGAACUUUUGCCACCAGACGAUCCGGCACUUCAACUGCCCGCACCAUGGGAACACAUUUUGAAAGAAGGUAUAAUAAGACACGAAUUAAACAGGCCACAUCGAAAUAGGGUACAAAACCAUGUGCAAAAUGCAUUAAUAAAUGGUUACUUUCAAAGGUUACUGCGAACUCGCUCGAUUUUAUUUUUAUUUAUUUUUAAUCAUUGCUAGCGUUGAAACCUUUUGUAAUGUUCAUGUG
Molecule: messenger RNA, 697 nt
Organism: Cephus cinctus (wheat stem sawfly)
Lineage: Eukaryota; Metazoa; Arthropoda; Insecta; Hymenoptera; Cephidae
Product: putative nuclease HARBI1
Exons: 1
Source: RefSeq, a predicted model, not a curated record